AUGGGGAGCGAGGGGGAGAUGAGCCUCUCCAAAUUCAAGAGGAUCUGCGUCUUCUGCGGGAGCAGCCAGGGCAAGAAGAGGAGCUACCAGGAUGCCGCGGUGGAGCUCGGGAAGGAGCUGGUGAGAAUGCCGGAUGGGGCCCUCUGCUCCUCCGUCUCUUUCUGCGUUUCCCUCCUGUUCUCUCUCUCUUUCUCUCCCUCUCUCUCUCUCUCUGUCGCGCGCGCGAGUGGUUGUUCUAUCGUUGGCGCCUGCACCGCGAUGUUGCUCGGUUCUUGUGAUGCGUUGCAACACGAAGAGAAGACUGUUCAUCAGUCUCGAUCGGGAAAGAUUCCGGCUCUAGCUUUUCACACCUUGCUUACUGAUCUGGUUCUUGUUCCUGCCCUCUUCUGUUCGGGAUUCCGAGUUCCUGUUGGACUCGCUGGUUCCAUGGCCGGCCCUGCUUGUUUCCCUUCUCUGCCCCACCUAAAUUCUUCUCCUCGGAUUCCCGUGCAUUCAACUGUUCCGGUAUCGUCUCCACUUUCUCCGCAUCUCUCUCUCUCUCUCUCCCCCCUUCCCCCGCGUGGCCAUCUCUGUUUCCCCCCUACAUUUUCGCUUGCGGAUGGCCGGAUGGCCGCCUGCGCCGGCCCGAGCAAAUGUGCCCAUGAACUUGUAGCAAGAUUCUUUGUACAAGCCCACUCAUCUCGGACGUAGCAGAGGGUGCCCGAGCCGGCGGCUGCCGUUGGAACCUAUCCAUUUUACCAUCUCCCCUAUCCUCUCCCAACCCCGCUCCUCUUCCUUCACUUGUGCUUUUAGUGCCCUGAACAACCGGCGGCCCCAUCGCCUUCCCUUGCGCGCUCAGUGUCCCCAGAAGAGGGAGCCACCAAGUAAAGCGUUCUCCCCGUUCCUGCCGCCAACUCUGCCGCUCUGUCCCUUCUAGUGUGCGCGUGCGGAGUGAGUUUUCUGUAGGAAUGCACCCCGUCUCUUCCAACUGUGGGGCGUCUAAAUCGACUGUUCAUCCGAUCGCCAACCCCCCUCUUUUUUUUUUUAACUGCGAUUGCUUGAUCCCGAAAACGCAGAGUUGGAUGCGUAAUUCGUCCUCGGGAGAGGGUGACAUGUUCUUGGUCCUUUCUACAUCGUAGCUGACCUUAAAACGGGUGCCUUCGAUGUGGAUCGCAGGUGGCGAGGAACAUUGAUUUGGUCUAUGGUGGGGGGAGCGUGGGCCUGAUGGGGCUGGUCUCCCAGGCAGUCUACGACGGUGGAAGGCAUGUCAUCGGGUAAGCCUCCAAUUUCAUAGCAUGUCGUCGUCUCCUUCCUUCCUCUUCGUCUACCUGCUCACUCCUUGCAUGUCUAUGUCUGAUUCUCAGGGUUAUUCCUAAGACGCUCAUGCCUCGAGAGGUACGAACCACACCUGCUGUUCUUCUCCUUGAAAAAACAUAGCUCUUAAAAUAUUCUUUCGAGAAUGACAAUCGAAGUACUUCCCGCUGGCGCGUUCUUCGUUAUUUCUCCUUCGCCUACUCCUACCAGAAAUCCCGGAGAGGGGUACAAAUGGCUGCUUGUCGGAAGGGAGGAGGGAUUUACUUCCCGGAGCAGCCCUUCCUCUCUAUCUUCCUUUAUUGCCCUGUGCUGUUCGUUAGCCCCCUUAUGGAAGAGCACCUCGUAGACUCCCUGUUCUCUCUCUCUCUCUCUCUCUUUCUCUAUCUCGUACGCCACCCCUCGGUCCUCGGCGGCCAGAAAGUGGUGACUUGAAGGUGCACUGAUAAGCGGCUGGUGUUGUUGCUGUGUGAACUGGUGGGUUUUUCAAAUGCAGAUUACUGGGGAAACUGUCGGAGAGGUGAAGGCGGUCGCUGAUAUGCACCAGAGGAAGGCAGAGAUGGCCCGGCAGUCCGACGCCUUCAUUGCACUGCCCGGUGAGUUCCUCCAACAUCUGCACCUCUCAACAUCUACACAGACUGAGCCGGCAGUCAUCUCGUUAGUCCCAAUGGAGGGCCUCGUCCGCCGGUAGCAACAGUCCCUGGAGGUAAAGAGGGCGGGUCGACUUGGCUUCGGAGGCUUUUCCCGUAUUUCGUGGAAUACAAGGCCGCGGUCUACGGCACGUCUGCGGUGGUCAUGCUGCACGACAAAUUUAGCCGGUAGGAAAGGAGAGGGCGAAACCGAAAGGGAUUCACGGACGUCGACCCGACGACUCUGCCCCCUCGUCCGGACAGACCCAGUCCGGAAAAGUAGAAGAUUCUCCGAGAUUCGUCCUCCACCCCCUCCUCGUCUGAACGUGGAGGACGACCGGGCAGCAGCCCCUCCUCUGCUCCUCUUUUCUGAUAGUCCGCCGCGCCCUACUUACCCUUUAAAGCGCAAAAGACGACUGCUCUUCCCGUCCGAGAACGUUUACUCUGCUGCAAACCCGAACUCCUCCCGACGAACAGUGGGGCGGAAUCAACCGACGCGGAUGGCGUCCGCGGGUGUGGUUCCGUUGUCACUCACGAGCUGCGAUACCACCUCGUUUCAGGAGGCUACGGGACGCUUGAAGAGCUGCUGGAGGUGAUCACCUGGGCUCAGCUCGGCAUUCACGACAAGCCGGUACGCAAGCAGCCCCUUCUCUUCCGGCGUGUCGGAAGCCAGAAGCCCUUUGCGCAGACGCUGUUGUUGGCAUUUGUAUCUGUGGUCUUACCGGGGUUGUCUUCACCGAGGCCUCCAGGUGGGGCUGCUGAACGUGGACGGCUACUACAACUCCCUGCUGACCUUCAUCGACCAGGCCGUGGAGGAGGGUUUCAUCAGCCCGAGCGCCCGCCACAUCAUCGUGUCGGCCCCGACGGCCAAGGAGCUGGUCAAGAAACUCGAGGUACGCGAUUGCUUACCCCCGCUCGUCGGAGCCUUAUCUGGCGGGGGAAUGAAUGACGCUGUCUUGCCGUCCGCAGGAGUACUUCCCUCGCCAUGAGAGAGUCGCGCCGAAGCUCAACUGGGAGAUGGAGCAGCUUGGCUAUCCCGCUUCCAAACUAGAGAUCUCCAGGUGA
Molecule: messenger RNA, 2984 nt
Organism: Spirodela intermedia
Lineage: Eukaryota; Viridiplantae; Streptophyta; Magnoliopsida; Alismatales; Araceae
Source: the annotation of a GenBank genome assembly